AUGUCGAUAUUUAAACCUAAAUACCAUUUUUUGAUGAGAGAUAACUCACUUCUUUCGGAAAGCAAUUUGCCUAGAUCCAGCACCUUGCAUCAGGUGGAAGAUUCAAUGAAGGCCCACUUAAGGUUUUUACAGGGCAAUCCAAAAACUCUACCUCACAAAUUCGUCACAGAUGAUGCAACAUUCAGCUUUGACGACCCCUCAGAGGUCCCUAUUGUCAUGGAUCCUUCUGCUAACACCUUCCAUAGUCUUUCAAGUAAAUGGCAGCUGAGUGACAUGCACAGAAGCAGUUGGCUUUUUUAUGACAAUGGAAAUGAACAAUCAGACGAUCAACCAGAUGCUAUCACUAGCUUCUUUCUAGAGGGCAGCCAAUCUGAAAUAUUUUUAGAAAAUGGAGACGAUUUGAUACCAAAGGACGACCUAGAAUAUGUAACUCAACUAGUUGAGAUUUUUGUACAAAGAUCUCAUAUGCUUUCGAAGUGCACCAAAAUGAGUUAG
This is a messenger RNA of Ogataea haglerorum, 495 nucleotides long. RefSeq lists its product as uncharacterized. Lineage: Eukaryota; Fungi; Ascomycota; Pichiomycetes; Pichiales; Pichiaceae. Bases 1 to 495 code for a protein of 164 amino acids. The record is from RefSeq and is a predicted model, not a curated record. The transcript has a single exon.